Aspergillus welwitschiae is the source of this 4517-nucleotide messenger RNA. RefSeq names its product putative leucine permease transcriptional regulator (SAC3). Gene Ontology annotation, cellular component: cytoplasm; transcription export complex 2; nucleus. The transcript is spliced from 6 exons. Gene Ontology annotation, biological process: mRNA export from nucleus. The record is from RefSeq and is a predicted model, not a curated record. Bases 279 to 3914 code for a protein of 1211 amino acids. NCBI's taxonomy places the organism in Eukaryota, Fungi, Ascomycota, Eurotiomycetes, Eurotiales, Aspergillaceae.
UCGUACCUUCACGAUCUCCCUUAAAUGAUAUCCUCGCCAUGUGGUUUCACAAGUCGUCCUGUCUUCACAAAAGCUGACUUCUCCGUUACGCGCGUGUCAAUGGUCUUGGACGAUAGCGCUAUAGAGCUUUACGAAUACCAACCUACGCCGUUUCGCGAACGACCUUGUCUGCGGACAUUCCGCUCGGAUUCUCUGUUCUCGACCCAACCCAGAAGCUCUGAAGAUCAUACUUUUGGAGGAAUUGUGGACUCGUCCACGUUUCCGCUGUACACGGCAAGAUGGCCGGCCCUGUAAAUCCCUUUGCUGGCCUUGGCCAGAAGGAUGGGCCAGCCGGACCAGCAGGACGUGGACGCGGCGGACCUUCUGGUCGACCUUAUCAAUCCAAAACCGCCAAUCAGCCUCGCGCAUCCAAAAUUCGAGGCCGAGGCCGAGGAGCUUCAUCAGCAACAAGGUCUGGACGGGGGCAAGGAAGGGGCGCUAGCACAGCGAGCAAUACUUGGCGCAAUAAGUCAGAUUCGCCGUCAGGGUCUGUACAACCGACUACCUCGCCUUUCGCACAUAUUCAGCAAACGGCCCCUGUUUCGUCACCCUUUGGCGGCCAGAGCUUGCAGCAGAAGACGUCUUCUACAGGGUUUGGAAAGGCCUCGCCAGUGCCGUUUGCUGUCCCCAAUUUAGAUGGCAGUGGCGUCGGCUUCGGUACGGGUUUCAGCCAAGGGUCCUCCCAGCAGCCGUCAACUUCGAAUAACGGUGUCAGCGUUCCCGUCGAAGAGUUGUCGCAUAUUAGCAGCUAUACCGAGCGCUAUGAACAGCUCAAACUCGAUAGAACGAAGGAACGGGAAAAGGCCAUUAGAGAAGGGCAGAUGGCAGAUCCAAACCAACCGACUUCCUUGAAUCAAGCUAUUACACCCGUGGGCACGUGCACAAGCAUGUGCCCUGAAUUUGAAAGAGUGGAACGUAUAGUCCAGAAGAUGGUCGACAAAAGCGAGAAGUUCCUGCAUCCCGCAACGAAUUCGCUACAGAAUAUGGAAAUGAAGAUGCUAAAAAGAUUCAGAAGAUCCGCGGCCGGCUAUGAUGAACAGCUUCCGUCAGACAUUCGAACACCGAAGACUCUCCUCCAGACCAUGAACUACCUCAUACGGCACGUCAUUGAUGGACCCGAGCCUCUUGGGCUUAUCCAUAAAUUCGUAUGGGACAGAACUCGCUCAAUCCGCAAUGAUUUCUCUGUCCAGCAGCUCACGCAGGAGGAACAUGUGAAGAUGGCGGUAACAUGCUUGGAGAGAAUUGCUCGAUUCCACAUCAUAUCACUGCAUCUUCUGUCAAGCCCUGCCAACGAUGAACCUUUUGAUCGCCAUCAGGAACGUGAGCAGCUGAACAACACGAUGUUGUCGCUGAUGUACUAUUACGAUGAUAACAGAGGCCGGAUCACGUUCCCGAACGAAGACGAGUUCCGGGCCUACUAUAUAAUCUUCUCGAUUCAUGACCAACGGCCUGAUUUGGAAGCUCGUGUUCAGAAAUGGCCUGCGGAGCUGAGGAACUCACCUCGGGUUCAAAUCGCCUUGGAACUAUUUGCUGCUGCGGGAAAUACAUGGGAGUACCAGGGAACUCUCGAUGCGAAGCGAACAAACGCGAUCGCGCAAGGCUUCUACGCACGGUUUUUCAACAUAAUUGAUUCGCCGGGCGUCUCGUAUCUCACAGCCUGCGUUGCAGAGAUCUACUUCAAUCACAUGCGUCAGACCGCUAUUCGUUCCAUUUGGAAAGGAUACUGUCGCUAUCCUGCAUCCCAACAGCACAAGAACGAAGAGUGGACCCUUGACGAGCUGACGACAGUCCUUUGCUUUGAUGACCAUGAACAGACUAUCAAGUUCUGUGAAGACCAGGGCUUGGAAUUUGCCGAGAACGCCAAUGGAGACCUUUAUCUUAACUGGGGCGAUCGUCCAAUUGAUACAGUCGCCUUUCAGCCGUCGUCAGAUCACUCGUUCUCGGAGCAGCUUGUUGAGUCAAAACGUGCAGGCAGAACAUUGGCCGCCAUCAUCCUUGGCCUCAACAUCAAAGAAGCUACAAACCUCGGAAUGGUCGACACUACUCACUUGUCCGAGCGCAUAUCUGCGUUGCCCGCGCCUAUGACUACAAGCGAUGAUUCGCUUUUCGUGAGCGACGACGAGCACGUCUCUCAACCGUUUAACUUCCAAGCGGCUGGGCCUUUUUCACAAGAAGAGAGCCCACGCGACUCGCCGAGCUCUGCAUCUAGCCUUCAGAACGCGUUCGUGGGGUUUUCACAGCCAGAAACUUCGAAUCCACCGGCUUUUGCUUUUGCUCCUCAUCCGACUCCACAGCCCUCACAGCCUUUUGAUACGCAGAAACAGACAUUUUCGUCACUUUUUCCACCUAGGAGCACGGCCAAUACUUCUGGAUCACCUACAAGUGCACCAUCAAAUCCUUUCGCGAAUGCAAUGCCGUCAUCCACCCUGUCGGAAAGUCCCCCAAAAGAGAGCAUUACGGCCUUCACGCCCCCGUCAGCUAAUCAGCAGCCUAAGUCUAUCUUCGCCUCCGCACCGAGCCCUGUUGCAUCACAAAACACAGACAAACCUUCCCUAUUUCCUCCUACCACGCCUUUCAGCUUCCCAAAUUCUGUUAACUCUAAUACGGCCCCGACAUCACCAUUCAGUACCCCUACAGUUUCUUUCUCCCAAGAGACCGACCAAGCGAACGUACCGGCUGCUGGUCAGCCCACACCUAGUGUCUUCAACACAGUCAAGCCGCCAUUCUCGUCAGGGACAUCUAACUCUAUAUUCAGUUUCUCCAACGAAAGCAGAAUCUCUGCUGACGUUGUCCCUCAAUCUCAAACAUCUUCUCAGCCUUUUGGGGCCGCAUCACCGCCAUUCACGACUGCAUCUGCACCGGUGAAACAAGAGCAAUCACGCCUUUUCUUCGCCCCGCCGCCACUUGCGCCAUCCGACACCGCGUCCCAAGCUCAACUGGGCAGUCCAUCGCUCAAAGAGAAACAAUCAAUGCCCUCGGAUGACAGUAUUGCUGUUCAUUUCACGAAAGAUAUCUCGCCUGGACCGUUAGUUGAAAAAGAGCAUAUAUCACUCCCAAGCAAUAACAUUCCAGUCGAGUCUCUGCACUCAUCGACUGCCCAGGAACCGGAGGCAGUGAAGGCUCUUAUUGAUGGAGAGCGUUCAAGCCAGCCAGUCGGGGCAGAAAAGAAGCACGAGUCUCUACUUAUUAAGACGCCUGUUGAGGAACCAUCUGAGGAACCAUCUCCUGAACUUGACAAUAAUUCGCGGCGCUCUGCCUGGUUAUCCGCUCUGAAAGGAGCUGCUGAUAGACGGCGGGAAACCAUGUCUAAUGGGCGUAAGCGAGUCCACGAGGAGCCAGAAGAACAAACACUUGUUCAGAGCGGACCCAAAGCGCAGAAACUGCCCAAGGCCGAAAUGCCCACUCCCCAGAAGAAGUCCAUGGCACUUGCUUCUACGAAACCGUUACCAAAGCUUCCAAUUCUGGAACGAAUCGAAUCAAUGACCACCAGAAAACCGGUGGAACCCAAACACGAGGCGCCGAAGUCGGUUCAAGUUGACGAAGAUGAGCUGCUUUUGUCCGCUGCCCGGAUUGCCGCCGAAUCAUUGAGAAGUGGACCCAAGCUCCUCGAUGGGUGGCAUGCAUCCUACGAGCCCCGAAGCUCUUCCUUCAGCCCCGGGGCUAGUUUAUCAUCUUCUGUUGCAAUGUCUAGAAGCCAGUCCCCCCAGUCAUCAUCCUACGUCAAUGGCUAUGAGGUCUCACUAGCCCCAGAUACAGAUCUCGGACUUGGCCGUACGCUGUCUCGGACAGAGCAACGAAUUCGACUGACAGGAGCUAAGGGUCUAGCGUACAAGCCGUUGGAUUUCACUCCUGAGAAGAAACGGAGAUCUCGCUAGACUGGCAGUGAAUUUAAGCUCUGCGCAUCUUUAUUAGUUCUUUCUCGAUCCAUGUACAAUCUGCUCGAUAUGCGACAUCCAUCUCAUCUGAUUCCAUUUCACCAUGAAGGGACCUACCGUGAUUCUGGCUUUUCAAUUAAUACUAUACCACUGCAUUCAGCACCGGCGUUUUGAGGUCCAUGUACGCCUUUAUUCUGUCUUUUUACUUCGGGCUUGUGGCUGACACGGGAAUUCUGUCUGAUUCGAAAUUAUGCAUUCAGUGGACAUCUAUAUCUCAGAAUCAUGUUGAAAACGGCGUUGUAUUCUUCACUGCGAGGUGAAAUAGAACCAGAUUAUCUAUACCCAUACUACUGAUCCCUCAGUCUCCGAAUCUCAUACAAAUGUCAUAGCACAGUCGCAUAUUGCUUUUGUACUAUUAAGGUGAUUAAACAUCUAUGGGACCUUUGAUGGAAGAAGUUCUUCCGUCCGCUAUAAAUUCCGUUUUAACCUUUGGAAUUGUUUCAGUCUGAACACUACGAGUAUUUGACAUAGUUAUGCGGAUAGGUUUAGUAAUGUCACUCAUAGGACUACUAGUAUUUCGAGUAGGCUGCUCGUGAAAAGGGG